AUGUCAGAGCGUGGAGGGCCGAAGCCUCCGCCCACUUUGCCCUGCCGGUGCAGCUCCGAGUCCAACACCUGUUAUCCAAUAGAUCUUGUCCAUGGAUUGACCCUCCUUACCCUCCUUCCAGACGCCGUAGGAAGGAGUCUGCGGGUUCCUGUCGCUUCCAGUCGAGUAGGAGGAGCCGGGCGGCUGUCGUUCCAGUCGAAGAAGAAGCACCUCCCAACCACCCGUUGCUUCUGGCGUCGAGAUCUUCCAGUCGAGGAGGAGGAACCCGAUUGUCGUCGUACACCAGUCGAGCCGGAGCUCCAGCUCAAGGGCAGUCGAAAGUGA
Penicillium waksmanii is the source of this 324-nucleotide messenger RNA. RefSeq lists its product as uncharacterized. Lineage: Eukaryota; Fungi; Ascomycota; Eurotiomycetes; Eurotiales; Aspergillaceae. Bases 1 to 324 code for a protein of 107 amino acids. The record is from RefSeq and is a predicted model, not a curated record. The transcript has 2 exons.